Phragmites australis (common reed) is the source of this 507-nucleotide messenger RNA. RefSeq lists its product as uncharacterized. The record is from RefSeq and is a predicted model, not a curated record. The coding region runs from base 1 to 507 and encodes 168 amino acids. The transcript has a single exon. Lineage: Eukaryota; Viridiplantae; Streptophyta; Magnoliopsida; Poales; Poaceae.
AUGGCGUCUGCCGAGCCCGCCGCUCAGUCGCACCUCGCGCAAGAGUCCUCCACAUCCAGCGAGGCGGCCGCGGCCGGGCAAGAAGAGGCGCCGCAAGAACCGGUCCCGGAAGCAGCCGCGCCAGGAGCGGAGGCGGAGGAGGAGGAAGGGGAGUGCGGGUUCUGCCUGUUCAUGAAGGCCGGGGGCUGCAAGGACGCCUUCGUGGCGUGGGAGGAGUGCGUGGAGGCGGCGCAGAAGGAGGAUUCCGACAUGGUCGAGCGCUGCUACCAGGCCACUGCCAACCUCAAGAAGUGCAUGGACGCGCACGCUGACUACUACGCGCCCGUGCUGCAGGCCGAGCAGGCCGUCGCCGACCGCGCCGAGGCUGCCGCCGCCGCAGCAGCAGCCAACGACGCCGGUGAGGAGAAGAAAGAAGAAAACGUUUCUGAGAAAGCGGCAGCUUCCUCCCCGGCGGCGGCGGACGGCGAGGGGAAGAAGGAAGAAGCGUUUUCUGAGAAGAUUGAGUAA